Eufriesea mexicana is the source of this 4778-nucleotide messenger RNA. It is a transcript of the gene Dora, whose product is annotated as zinc finger SWIM domain-containing dorado. Gene Ontology annotation, cellular component: Cul2-RING ubiquitin ligase complex. Lineage: Eukaryota; Metazoa; Arthropoda; Insecta; Hymenoptera; Apidae. The coding region runs from base 1 to 4437 and encodes 1478 amino acids. The record is from RefSeq and is a predicted model, not a curated record. The transcript is spliced from 18 exons.
AUGGUGCCUCUGACAAGUAGGCAAGCGUACACCGUUGACACCGAUGUUAAUUACCUGAGCACCACUGCGCCUCCUGCAGCUGCCGAGUGGUCCUCGUUGCUGCGACCGUUGCGUGGUCGUGAACCGGAAGGGAUGUGGAACUUGCUGUCAAUCGUGCGUGAGAUGUUCAAGAGGACCGAUCGCAACGCUAUACCAUUGUUGGAGAUCAUCACAGAGGAGUGCAUGGCCUGCGAGCAGAUCCUCGUCUGGUGGUUCAACACUAAGGUAGCUUUGUUGAACGGGACCGGAUACGGUGGUAAGCACAACAUGAACAGCAACGUGCACGCCUCGCAGCACGCCUGUUCCUCCCUCUUGAAUCCUGGAUUAUCGCCUGAUGAACGGGAGAUGCUUCAUGGCCAGUUUACUGCCUGGCAUAUGAAGGUCAUCGAUAAGGUGAUGAAAAGUCGAGUGAGCUCAGUGACGCACAACUCACACAACUCACACAACAGGAACAACAGUGGUGGUCACAAGGAUUCAUUGAAGAACGAUGUGGCCGUGUUCACCGGCUUCAAAUCGGCGCUCGAGGCAUGCUAUCUGGAUUGGGAGGAGUACACCUUGCCGGGUAUAACAUACACCGCCGGAAGCAAUCCCAUGUAUCAUUGUCCAUUCACGUGCUUCCGGCAUGUUGGCGAUACCAGGACCGAGGUGAACCAGGUCAAUUCGAGUGCAGCCGUUUUAAAUUGUCAGCCGCCCAUUUCCCAUCAUCAUGGUCGAAGACCUCUGAGCUUAGGCUUGGUAGCGUUUAGUUACAUGGACAGAAGACGACUGAACCCGCGAGAGUGUUCAGGAUUGUGUUCACGAAGCGGCGGCGGCGGCGACGGGAAUCGAAGCAGCGUCAGCUCCGAAGGUUUCUGCGAGAACGAGACCGACAUACCUGAUAUUUCCGAGCCCCAAGUAGUUCUCGUUAGACGAUCUUGCACUCAUUUAAAUAGUUGCGGGGACACAGACUCGCAGGAGGGUGGUGGCAGCGAAUCGUCCUCUAAUAGUAACGUCAGUCUGAAGAACGCUCAAGGCUCGGACAAGCACCGCUCAAACGCAUCGUCCGAGACCCAUAGUGAUAGUAGUGAUAGUAGUAAUAACAAAGCUGCCUGCGACGCGAAGUGCAGCAGGACGAAUCUCGACUACCGAGCGAAAUCGCGAACGGUGUUGCCUAAAGGGAACAGUUCCAAAAACGAACAAGAAUCCGACCAGGAGAAGGAUCCUUCCAGAAGGCCCUCCAAGGACGAGAGUUCUUCUUCGAGUAGCGACAGUCCGUCUGGUGACGAGUAUCACGUUUAUUAUUAUGAUCCUAAAGCAGUUGUAAACACGAAUGGUGCCUCUAGCAAGGACUCCAAAAACGAAUCGCAAUCUACGUCCACUGCAAACGCGAGUACAGUGUUGGGUAAUCUAAUGAAGACCGAAGAUCCGUGGGACAUCUUGUUCGCUAGGGCCGAGGGACUCUAUGCCCAUGGUCACACUAGGGAAGCCUGUAUCUUGGGUGUUCAACUUGGCGAGGAACUACUGGCUAAUCCUCCAAACCUCAUGAUCGACGAACCUCCGGCGCCAGUGAAGAGGAAAAGGAAGAAGCAGCAAGUCAAUUCGGUGUCCCAUCAACUCACAUCCCUUGCAUCUGCUACGUUGGCCAAGUGUUGCUUCUUAUGCACGGUCCUUGCGGAAAACCCGGAAUACUACAAUCUGGCGUUUAGAGUUGGCUUGUUUGGAUUGAAAAUGGCUAGACCACCAGCUAACACGAAACCAUUGGAGGUAAAGUUGGCUCAUCAAGAGAGCGAACUGGUUGGCCUAUUGAAGAAGAUCCCACUUGGUCCAGCGGAACUGGCCAUGGUUAGACAGAGAGCAGAGCAACUCAGAGACGGACAACUGAGGUCCAGAGGUCAUGCACUGCUACCGAUUAUGUUGGCUAGUUUCAUAUUCGACGCCCUUAAUACGUUAAGAGUAAAACAACUGUCUUCAGAAGCUGACGAGAACCUUGGAUUCGAUGCUGCUGUGGCUGCCCUGGGCUUAAAGGCAAACGUGAGCGAGGCUGAUCAUCCUCUUCUUUGCGAAGGAACUAGACGCCAGAGAGGAGAUUUGGCUAUUACGCUGCUUGUCCACUACAAGGAUGAGCCUACGAAGGUGGCUAGAAUUAUGGAUAAAUUAUUGGAUCGAGAUGUUCAUCAGUUGAUCAAGUCGCCAAUUCUAAGUAGUUACUACACCUCUAAUCCUCCGACUAAGAGCGAGAUGACAAGAUAUCUACAUGACGAAGAAUGCUCUUCUCCUCUUGCUGGAACAGAUGCUGGAAAUGGCGAUAGCGUCGUUGGUACAAGCAGUAGACCACAUAGCAGCACCAGUGCGGAAUUGGAAACUGGUAUGAGUACAUUCACAGUUCAACCGCAAAUCGUCCAACAACCGGUGCCUACUCGAACUAAGGAAAUAAGGUAUAAAAGCAAGAGAGUAUAUCCAUCACUCCCUAACCAGCCAUCGGAAGCGAGUACAUAUUUCAUGUGUGAAUUGGCAAAGACUGUUCUCACAAAAGCUGGAGGCAGUAGUUCUACCUCUCUGUUUACACAAGCCUCCACAAGUCAGAAUCAUCAUGGACCACAUAGAGCUCUACACAUGUGCGCCUUUCAACUUGGUCUAUAUGCUCUCGGGCUUCAUAAUUGCGUUACUCCUAAUUGGCUCAGUCGCACCUAUUCAAGUCACGUGUCCUGGAUCACUGGACAAGCGAUGGAAAUCGGAGCACCAGCUAUUUCAUUUCUUAUUGAAAGUUGGGAAGGACAUUUGACACCACCUGAGGCUGUUGGUAUAGCCGACAAGUCAUCUAGAGGUAGUGAUCCUAACAUGGUUCGAGCAGCUGCAGAACUUGCUUUAUCUUGUUUGCCACACGCUCACGCGCUCAAUCCUAAUGAAGUACAGAGAGCCAUUUUGCAGUGUAAGGAACAAAGCGAUUUAAUGUUGGAGAAGGCUUGUGUCACAGUGGAAAACAUAGCAAAGAGAGGUGACGUUUAUCCUGAAGUACUAUUUCAAGUAGCCAAGUAUUGGUAUGAGCUGUACCUCAGGCACACGCCUGGUGGAGAACAGCAGGACGACAUGCCACACGUUUCUUUACAGUUGGAUCUCAAUGGAGUUCUUCCAAUGGAACCCAAUCCUUCGGUAGACAUGUCUAAUGGGCAGAUGAUGCCUGGUCCAACUCAAGCAGUUGUUGUGACCAGCACUCAACCACCCCCUCAACCAUAUCCAACGCAUCCAGCUACAACAACGUUAGCACCAUUAGGAGUUAUGCCAUAUGCAGUGGGUCCUUACAGUUUUAUGCAUCAUCAUCACUCGAUUCCAACGUUUGGUGGACCGAUGCCAUCACAUAGGUUAACUCUACCACCAGCACCACCGCAUAUACAAAUGUAUCAUGCGGCAUAUCCGCCUCAUCCGGGUCAUCCGCAGCAUCCCCAACAUCCACAGCACCCGCAACAUCCACAGCACCCGCAACAUCCACAGCACCCGCAACAUCCGCAGCAUCCACAGCAUCCACAGCAUCCACAGCAUCCACAGCAUCCACAACAUCCACAACAUCCGCAACACCCACAGCAUCCACAACAUCCACAGCAUCCGCAACAUCCUCAUCAUCCAUCACAACCCACGCAACAAUCAUCGCUGCCGCAAUACUACACAUCACAACCUCCACCACCACCAGGAACUCAUCAUUUGUUCACCAUGCAACAGCCUAUACCAGUUAAUGUUCAAGCGGGAGUGACAGGACCCAUUCCUGGCCAGAACAGUAUACCUGGGUCUGCCUUAGUUCAAGCGCAACCAAUAAUAUCCACUGUAAGAACUCAGCCACAGGUUCAUAGACAAACUCAGCCUUUCAGUCAGAUGCAAUUUCGAGCUCUGGUAGCAGCAUACCGUGUAGGAAUGUUAGCAUUGGAGACCCUAGCUCGUCGUGUGCACGAUGACAGACCUCAAACAAAAUAUGCGCGAAAUCCACCAUACGGAGAAGACGUAAAAUGGUUACUGAGAGUGUCGAAACGGCUUGGCACGCAAUAUUUUCAUCAACUUUGCAUCUGUACAGUGAACAGCAUCACCAGUCCGUUCGUACUUCACGAUGUUGCGUUGGAAGCGGCACUCUACAUGGCUAGAAAUAACCUGGCUCUUGUACUUCAACACUUGAGAUCUGCUCUUUUGGCACCCCUUGUCCACAAAUGUCAACAAAUGUACAUUCAGUGCAUGCAUCAGAAGUUAUAUCAUUUGAUGCCAGUCGAGUAUGAAGACUUUGUCAACGUUGUGUGCGCAGCAAGAGCAGCGUUCCACAUCACUCCAGAUGGUCCUGUUCAAUUUAAGGAGCGACUUCAAUCUAUUAAGAGAUCUCAAUCCUGUUCCAAAGAACUGUGGGGACUAAUCAACGCAGGACUACAGCAGAACGGGAAAUGACACAUAGCAGAGCCAGACAUGAUGUGGCUCACCUCCCUUCCUCAUUCUCUACCACCACGACCACCACCACCACCACCACCAGCAUAUCCAUUGAGGUCGACCUUGCUUCAGGACCAGCAUCCCUGUCCUUCGAGAAGCCGGAAUAGGGUCUCCAUAACGCGCUUUCUUCGAGAGAUUCCACUGCUUCGGUCGGCAGUGGAAUCGAUCUUAAGCGAGAGUAUACUAUAAUCGCUUUUCAUCUUCAUCCCUUUCAAAGAAGAGAAGUAGAUCGAUACCACUGAACGGAAAUAUAUAACUUUCUGACUUUGAUUAAUGUGUUUGAUAGGUUGAACGAGAGAAAG